UCUGCCACAAACUCAGUUCCUGACAAAACCGAGAAAAAUAACCGAGCAAAAUGUCAGACUGGGGUCCAGUGUUUAUGGCUGUGGUGCUGUUUAUUCUGCUAACUCCAGGGCUUUUGUUUCAGGUACCAGGGCGACAUCGGUACGUUGAGUUUGGCAAUUUCCAGACAAGUGGCGCAUCAAUUAUGGUUCACACUCUUCUCUAUUUUGCUCUCAUUUGCGUUUCCUUGCUGGCUGUUAAGGUUCACUUGUACCUUGGUUAGCACGUAGUGCUCCUGGGUAAUGCAAUUGACUUGCCCCCAGCAAGUAGAAAAACAAGAUUAAGUGUAAUAAAUCGUAGAUGUUUUGUGGGGUUUGCUUUUCUGUCAAAUGCAAGUUAUAUCAAAUAUGAUGAUUUUACAUUUUAGAGAGGGUUUGAUUGAUUGUUAUAUGUGUAACGUAAUGAUCAUAGCUCUUGCUUGCUUUGUUA
Molecule: messenger RNA, 466 nt
Organism: Populus euphratica (Euphrates poplar)
Lineage: Eukaryota; Viridiplantae; Streptophyta; Magnoliopsida; Malpighiales; Salicaceae
Product: DUF3339-domain containing protein
Exons: 1
Coding region: 51-260 (69 amino acids)
Source: RefSeq, a predicted model, not a curated record